AUGUCGUCUGAAAAAGAGAUCUUGGAACGUGCUAGACCUCCUAAGUUCCCGCUUGUGAAUCAGUCUGUACCUUUCAUAUUCGAUGCCAAUAUAGACCAACUACUGAGCUCUCAGUUCCAGUCAAACAUUGGCUCGGUAGCGAUACAUCCUCUUUCAACUCCCAUUAGCUAUGGCUUGCAGAACACCACCGAGAGUGGGAUGGUGACCCCUGGUGCGGCGGCCUCAUCUCGCUCGAGAAAACGAGCAAAAUCCCAAGGUGACCAGCAAAGUUUCGAUUCUCUUGAUGAGGUCGAGCAAGGCGCCUUGGUGAAAAGAAGACUUGUAACGAACACCAGAAAUAUCAUUUCAGAGUAUGAACAAAAUAAGGAUGAAGAGAGCGCGGAACAAAUUAUUGAAGAGACCUAUACUCAAUUACCCCUUCCAUCGCCUUCCGCGUCACCUACACAUUCCUCUAUCCAAAAUGAGGUACUGUCAAUAGAACCAUCUAAUAUUGGCCAACAACAAAGCAAACCUGCAAAGUAUGAAAAUAGCUUAGCAUUAGUACAGCACGGGGAUGAUAUUGCCGAAUGCUUUAGAAAAUCAAAACUGGUGAAUAAUAUUACCUUGAUUGAUAUUCUCAACAAAAAAUUGUCGAAAAAUUCGAAAAAUUUGCUACUCUAUAGCUUAUUAGAAACAUCAGAUAGAACCACUUUAUCUAUCUUGGCCAACCAUAUCACGAAAUUUCUUAAAUUUGACAUCCUUUCGAAUCUUCCGUUGGAAUUAUCGGCGAAUGUUUUAUCAUUCUUGGAUUUCCGUUCGUUAGUCAAUGUAUCGGCGGUUUCCAGAAAUUGGAUGCUGUUGGUCAAUAAAAACGGUAAUGUUUGGAAACAAAGAAUAUUAUUUGAUAAUCUUGUUUCUGGUCCACAAAUAAUUCAACGGGAACUAUUAAGUUACGAUGAGAUAAUAUAUAAAUAUUAUACCAUCAACGAAUCAUUUUAUUCAAAAUACCUGGCAAAAUUCCCCAGAUCAUGUUUUGAACCGAACAUCCACAAACUUAUUUAUAAAAAAUAUUAUUUGACAAACAAGAAUUGGAAUAAUCCUAAAUACGAGCCGCGACGGAUUUCUUUGAAAGCCCAUGGCGGGAAUGUCAUAACCUGUCUACAAUUUGAUGAAGACAAAAUCGUUAUUGGUGCAGAUGAUGAUAUCAUCAAUGUUUUUGACACGAGUACCGGCAAAAAAAUCAGAGUGCUACGGGGCCAUGAUGGUGGAGUUUGGGGAUUAAAAUAUAUUGGGAAUACCUUAGCUACUGCGUCGACUGACAAGAGUCUUAGAGUUUGGAAUUUAAAGACUGGUAAAUGCUCGCAUAUUCUUAGAGCUCACAAUUCUACCGUUAGAUGUUUGGAUAUCAUUGAGCCAACGGUAGUUGGGAAAGAUGAAAGAGGUGAUGAUAUUAUCUAUCCAAAGGCCCCGAUAUUGGUUAGUGGUUCCAGAGAUCAUAAUUUGAUCAUGUGGGACUUAUCAAUGGUGAAAGAUGAUGUGGAAAUCAACAAAAAGUUUGGGCUUAAUUAUUCUAAAGAAGAAAUUGCAAUGUCGCUAACGGAUAAACCAGUCGAACAUACUCCAAGGAGUAAAUACUUCCUAGGGUGCUUGAAAGGACACACAGCUGCAGUAAGAUCUAUUUCAGGUCAUGGUAACAUUAUUGUCUCUGGGUCUUAUGAUUCUAACGUUCGUGUUUGGGAUGUGGAAUCAAAGACUUGUAAAUAUGUGCUUACCGACCAUAGUUCAAAAGUUUAUACCACUGCGAUCGACGCCAAGAGAAACCGGGCUUUAUCUGGAUCAUUGGAUUCUACCGUGAAUGUUUGGGAUUUGUCUAAUGGUUCAUUAUUGUUUUCUUUGACGGACCACAGUUCUUUGGUUGGUCUCAUUCAAUUAUCACCAAAAUAUUUGACCACCGGUGCCGCCGAUGCGACAAUAAGAGUCUGGGACCCUGACACCGGGAAAAUUCGUCACGUACUUCAAGGCCACCCUGGUGCCAUAACUUGUUUCCAACAUAAUGAUCGGCGAGUGAUUUCUGGAUCUACCAGUCUUUUGAUGUGGGACAUCGAUACUGGUAAACAAAUCCGGGGAUUUUUGGAAGACACCACCAGUGUUUGGCAAGUGAGAUUCAAUGAUAAAGUUUGUGUUGCUGCGGUGCAAAAAAACGAAGAGGCCUGGAUUGAAAUUUUGAAUUUCGAACCUGAUAGAAUCCAAUAA
Messenger RNA from Saccharomycopsis crataegensis, 2232 nucleotides. It is a transcript of the gene CDC4, whose product is annotated as SCF ubiquitin ligase complex subunit CDC4. NCBI's taxonomy places the organism in Eukaryota, Fungi, Ascomycota, Saccharomycetes, Ascoideales, Saccharomycopsidaceae. Bases 1 to 2232 code for a protein of 743 amino acids. Gene Ontology annotation, molecular function: protein binding. The record is from RefSeq and is a predicted model, not a curated record. The transcript has a single exon.